Messenger RNA from Pecten maximus, 453 nucleotides. RefSeq lists its product as uncharacterized. The record is from RefSeq and is a predicted model, not a curated record. The transcript is spliced from 5 exons. NCBI's taxonomy places the organism in Eukaryota, Metazoa, Mollusca, Bivalvia, Pectinida, Pectinidae. The annotation marks the transcript as partial.
AUGGCGAAAAUAAACUGCACUUCAUGUAAUGAUGCUGCAAGUGUCGAGGAUUGUGUCGGCCAAGUGACCUGUAUGGACGACGAGGAUUGCUUCUUGGAACAAAUCACGACGGACAGUCUGGCAUUAAGGUUCAACGCAGGAUGUCGUUCAAAAGCAGUAUGUAGUGUUAUGGCCACUUUAGCUGGCACAACAGGGAAACGAUCCAUUGUAAACUGUGCACAAUGCUGCCAUGACACCACAACCCAAGGUCAGCCGUGCAAUAGAUUCCUCUGUGGCCAAAGACCAAGCAUUACAGUGUCUGCGAUGCAGUGUCAGCAAUGUCCCCACCCCGUCGCCUCUGCCUCCGACUGCCCUCACAUGGUUACCUGUAAACCUACAGAGCUCUGUUACAGUGACAUAUAUAUGUAUGGUGGUAGUAUACUCCGCUAUAUGCGUGGAUGCAGAGAAAAAUCC